Ostreobium quekettii is the source of this 1569-nucleotide messenger RNA. Lineage: Eukaryota; Viridiplantae; Chlorophyta; Ulvophyceae; Bryopsidales; Ostreobiaceae. The record is from the annotation of a GenBank genome assembly.
AUGGACCUCCCCCCUCCGCCCUCCUGGGCGCGGGCGCCCGCCGCCCCGCGGCGCCUGUUCCUGUUGGCGUCCGACGGCAACGGCGCCCAGAGGCGGGCGCCCAUCGGCGAGCGGGCGGCCUACUUCGUGGGCAGGCACAGGGCGUGCGACAUCGUCGUGGACCACGCGUCGGCCAGCCGCGUGCACGCGUGCCUUGCGCACGGGAAGGACGGCAAGCUAUACAUCGCGGACUGCGGCAGCGUGCACGGGACCUUUGUGGACGGGGUGCCCCUGGAGCGGGAUGCCCCAAUAGAGAUCUCCGCAGGGUGCACAUUCCACAUCGGCGCCUGUCGUCAGUCGUUAAGGGUGGUCGACGCCGAAACAGGGCAACCGGAGGAGGGUGGUAUGACAAGCCCGUCGUCAAGGCGUGAUGUGAAAGGUGGAGACGCCAAGGGUGGCAAAGAUGGCCGGCUCAGUGAGCAACUGGAGGAGUAUGACCCAUGUUCCCCAUGUGUUGACGAACCCAGCUCGGGACUUGACAAACCUGCGAUGCCUGUCCCUAAUGGAUUGAUUGGAUCGAGACCUGAAGUUGACAACCAUGAGAAUGGCGCUCAACAACAGAUGGAUCCUAUGUUGCGGACAGCAAUUGACAGCCAGGAUAGGGCUCAGGCAUCUGGCGCGAGCUGUGGCCAGAAGCGUGAUACACAAGGUGGGAGGGAAGCCCACUCUCACAGGAAGCGGCGUACAAGUAGUGAGCAGGAGGUGCGCCUGAGCCACGAUGAUCGGAGGGAAGAGAGGCAUCGUGGCAAUGGACACAGGGAACGGCACAGAAGGGAGGGGGAUGGCAGGCAUCGAGGCGACCGAGAUGAUCGUCGAGGGGCGAGGCAUGAGUCGUAUUCCAGAAGGGGCAGCGAAUGGGACAGGAAGGAGGACUCUCGCUAUUGUAGGAGCGUACGGGACAGGAGGGAAGACUCCCGCCCUGGUAGGAGACACCACAGGAGCAGGGAGAGGGACAGACGCAGUCCAGACUGCAGAGACGACAGGCACAAAUCGAGAUCUCAUGGACACAGAGAUCAGGAUCGAGACAGUGACCCUCCCCUAGAGACUGACAGGAAGCGAAGGCGGUCGGCAUUCUCUAAUGCACCAGACACUGCAGUGCAGAAGACAGAGACAAGCCUUGACAUCGUCAAGUCGAUGAUGCAAGCACCAGGUCAGAUGGGGGGCAGCCUACCGCAGCCUGGGUUGACGACUGGAUUGACGGUUGAGCAGAAGAGGCACCUUCUGUGGGGCAAGAAGAAACAGGAGCCUGUGAAGGAGGCACCUGCCCAGCCUGUGACUGCAUUUGGUGCCAACAGAUGGGACGUGGCUGAAUUUUCAAGCGGACAGGAGAAGGAGAAGUUUCAGCGGCUGAUGGGUGUGAAAAGCACGGCUCCCCCAGAGACGGCCCCAGAAACUGCUGAUGAUGACAGCCCAGUGGAGCGGAAGGCAUUGGGCAGAGAGCAGCAGGAAGAGGUGCUGCGGUCUGUUGAGCAGCAUUUUGUGGCUGGACUGCGAAGGGCGGAUGGGCGCACUGUGGGGUUAGGGUUGUAG